Poecilia latipinna (sailfin molly) is the source of this 1504-nucleotide messenger RNA. RefSeq names its product alcohol dehydrogenase 1-like. NCBI's taxonomy places the organism in Eukaryota, Metazoa, Chordata, Actinopteri, Cyprinodontiformes, Poeciliidae. Bases 91 to 1227 code for a protein of 378 amino acids. The record is from RefSeq and is a predicted model, not a curated record. Gene Ontology annotation, molecular function: zinc ion binding; S-(hydroxymethyl)glutathione dehydrogenase [NAD(P)+] activity; alcohol dehydrogenase (NAD+) activity. The transcript is spliced from 9 exons. Gene Ontology annotation, biological process: formaldehyde catabolic process. Gene Ontology annotation, cellular component: cytosol.
UGCAGGUUAAAGUCCCUGUUCGUGAGCCAGACUGUACGGAUCCUCUGUUCCUUCGCUGCUGAAUCUCUGGGAUCAAUCAAUCAAUCAACCAUGUCCACAGCUGGGAAGGUCAUCAGAUGCAGGGCGGCGGUGUCCUGGGCGCCCAACACGCCGGCCACCAUCGAGGAGAUCGAGGUGGCUCCUCCGCAGGCCGGUGAGGUCCGCAUCAAGAUAGUGGCGACCUCGGUGUGCCACUCGGACCUGUACCACCUGCUGGAAAGCAUGACCGAAGACGGCUUCCCCACGGUCCUGGGCCACGAGGGCGCCGGCAUCGUGGAGAGUGUCGGACCUGGAGUCACCGAGUUUCAGCCCGGAGACAAGGCGAUUCCUCUUUUCCUCUGCCAGUGUAAGGAAUGUCGGUUCUGUAAGAGUCCGAGGACCAACCAGUGUGAGAGAGCAUGGACCAGAAUUCGUCAAGAAAUUAUGGCCGGAGUGGAGUCCAGGUUCACCUGUAAGGGGAAGAGGAUCCACCAGUUCAUGGGAACCAGCACCUUCUCUGAGUACACCGUCAUCAACCAGAUCGCUGUGACCAAGAUCGACCCCGCGGCUCCUCUGGACAAGGUCUGCCUGCUGGGCUGCGGGAUCUGCACCGGCUACGGAGCCGCGGUGAACACCGCCAAGGUGGAAGCGGGCUCCAGCUGCGCCGUGUUCGGUCUGGGAGCCGUGGGCCUGGCUGCCGUCAUGGGCUGCAAGGCGGCAGGAGCCAGCAGGAUCAUCGCCGUCGACAUCAACCCGGACAAAGCAGAGAAGGCCAAAGAGUUGGGCGCCACCGACUUCCUGAACCCAAAAGACCACAGCCAGCCCGUCCAUGAGGUGAUCUCUGGCAUGACCGGAGGAGGGGUGGACUUCUCCCUGGAGUGCGUGGGGAACGUGGAGGUCAUGCGCAGCGCCUUGGAGUCCAGCAUGGAGGCCUGGGGCGUCAGCGUGGUGGUCGGCUGGACCGACAUGUUCGACAUCGCCAUCCGACCGCGCCACCUGAUCUGCGGGCGGACCUGGAAGGGCUCCAUGUUUGGAGGGUUUAAAGCUAAAGACGGCGUGGCGGGGAUGGUGAGAGCCUUCCUGGAGAAGAAGGUGAAGCUGGACGAGUUCAUCAGCCACAACAUGGCGCUGGAGCAGGUCAACGACGCCAUAGAGCUGAUGCGGAACUCCCAAUGCGUCCGGGUCGUCAUGAAGGUUUCUCCUGAGUAGAACCAGAGCCGGUCCUGAUGUUUGGUUUUAUUCUGGGUUUUUAUCCUCAGCGCUCCGUCUGCUGGAACAUGACGAGGUCCGUCAGCCUCACUGUGCCACACUGUGGCACAGGAAACGUACAGACUGAACUGCAUGAAGCAGCCAGAGGAAACCCUGAGUGUUUCUCAGUUUGACAGUCAGAGCUGGGAUGGAGACCGCAGAAACAUCUCACAAGAAAUGAUCACAUUAAUCAAUAAUACACCGGAAAUGAACCGUUUUCCAGUGAAUGAUUACACAU